AUGGGUCGCGAAGACCAGAUUGAAGAGCGCGAGGUGCUCGACUCAAUUUUCCCCGACGAGAUUACCGACAUCUCCGAAACUUCAUACCGAGUGUCCAUCACUCUAGACGUUCCCGAAUAUGGCGAAGAGGAAGAAGAGCCGCCUGUGAUCUUCCUCGAAGUUGCCUAUCCAGAAGAAUACCCCGAUGUUGGCCCCAACCUCAACAUUACUUCCCCGCCCAAUGCUCCGCGGCAUCCUCGACUCGAUGUCCAGGAAGACCGGGAUCAACUGAUGGAGGCCCUCCAGCCAACUAUUGAAGAGAACAUGGGUAUGGCCAUGGUGUUCACUCUAGUCAGUGCCCUCAAAGAGAGCGCCGAGCUUCUCAUGACCGAGCGGGCAGACGCCAUUCAAGCCGAGAAGGACCAAGCUGCUGCUGCGCGAGAGGAGGAAGAGAACCGCAAGUUCCACGGCACAGCGGUAACUGUCGAGUCAUUUUUGCAGUGGAGCGCGAACUUCAAGAAGGAAAUGCAAGAGGUCGAAACACGGCUACGCGAACAACAGGAAGCGGAAGACAAAAAGAAGAAGACCGCCAAGGACGAGAAAAAGCUGACAGGCCGACAAUUGUGGGAGAAGGGUCUGGCUAAGGGUGAUUACGACGAGGAAGAUGAUGAUGCCAUGCCUGCCGUUGAGAAGCUCAAGGUGGCCGCAUGA
Penicillium brevicompactum is the source of this 690-nucleotide messenger RNA. Its product is annotated as RWD domain-containing protein. Gene Ontology annotation, molecular function: protein binding. The transcript is spliced from 2 exons. The coding region runs from base 1 to 690 and encodes 229 amino acids. NCBI's taxonomy places the organism in Eukaryota, Fungi, Ascomycota, Eurotiomycetes, Eurotiales, Aspergillaceae. The record is from RefSeq and is a predicted model, not a curated record. Gene Ontology annotation, biological process: cytoplasmic translation.